Messenger RNA from Paramecium tetraurelia, 2232 nucleotides. RefSeq lists its product as uncharacterized. Lineage: Eukaryota; Ciliophora; Oligohymenophorea; Peniculida; Parameciidae. Gene Ontology annotation, molecular function: 3',5'-cyclic-nucleotide phosphodiesterase activity. Gene Ontology annotation, biological process: signal transduction. The transcript is spliced from 6 exons. The record is from RefSeq and is a predicted model, not a curated record.
AUGCCUUAAAACAUUUAUGAUUUACAAUUAAAAUAAUAGGAUAGGCUUUUAGCUAAAUUCCAAGAGUUAUUUAGUAAACCUACCCAUGUGAAUUAUAUGAGUAAGUGGGAAGCAAUUUUAGUAGCAAUAUUUUUUCUGUUGGAAGGUUUUUGGUUUACUAAUCUAUUACCUCAUAUCACUUUAGUUACAAUUUAUGUGAUUAGAAUUUUGAGAUGUUAGUCAAAUCAAUCAUUACAAGUAUUUGCCAUCAGAUGGAUGAUGAUGUGUAAGAUUUUGACAAGCAGAUUUUUAUGGGCAUUUGGAUAGGAGAUUUCGUAGGAAAAUUUGAGAAUUGAUUUUCUUUUAUUUUGCUUUUAAGUAAUUGCAACUGUCACAAAAUUUAGGAUAUCCAACAAUAAAUUAAUAGUAAUAACAAUGGUUUUGGUUUUGUAAGUGUGUUUAUCAAUAUUUCACAAUUAAAAAAUUGAUGAAGUUAUUUUGGUUAGUUUAAUUGGAGUUUUGACUAAUAUCUGGUUGAUAUAUCAUCGACAACAACAACAUCAGUUGGAACAUGAAUAGAAAUUAAAAGAAUUUGAUGGAGAAGCUAUGAAAUUGAAGAAGGAAACUGAAAUGUCAUACAAAACUAUUUUUAUAGCCGAUUAACAGUAAUCUCGCUAGGAGGAAUUAUUGAAAAAGUUGAGAUUGCUUAAAUAUGAGAAAUUGCUUAAUAAAUCGGAGCAAACCUAUUAUGAGGAACAAGUGCUAUAAAAAUAAUUAAGUUCACCAUCCCGUAUCUUGACUUUACGUUAAUUGCCAGAAGAUGAGGACAAAAAUUCGAUUGAAGAGAUAGGCGAAACUCCAAGUAGGAGAUCGCCGAUGAGAAAAAUUUAAAGGAUAAAUUCAAUUAAUGAUAAUUCCUAUUAUGCUAGGACAGCAGGCCAUAGUGUGAAGCAAGAUGAAAUUAAGGAGAAUGAGAAUUUCUUAACAUUGGAUGAAAUCGAUGAUUUGUUGAAGAUUGUGAGUGGGAGAAAAGAACAUUUGUGGUUGCCUCAAUUCUUAAGGAGUAACAAAAAUAUCAAUUCUGGUUCAUCAGAGUAAUUUUCUCCAGAAGCUAAAAGUUUUAUUCUUAAUCAUUUUACAGAAUGUGAAUUCAAUUUUCAAAUGUCAUCUAGUCAAUAAUAUAUUUAGGAGCAAUAUCAUAUUCCAAAUAUGAAUGACAAUUUGAUGAAAGAAUGUGAUAAGAAUUUCAAUUUUGAUUUCUUUGAAUUGAAUGAUCAAAACAAAUUCAUCAAUUAUUGUUCCUUUAUCUUUCAGAAAUACAAUGUGAACUAAGUUUUAAAGGUUAAGGAUAAUUCAAUUUAAAUAGAAUUUUGUCAUAGAAUUGAAUAAUUCUACAUGUAGAAUCCAUAUCACAAUUCAUUACAUGCAAUGGACGUGACUAAUUCAGCCCUUUUCUUUUUGGAAAACGGAUUGCAAGUAACCCAAUUUGAAUAGUGUUGUCUAAUAAUAUCAGCCUUGUCUCAUGAUGUUGGUCACCCUGGUUUAAAUAACGGCUUUUUAGUUGCAUCUCAAUCAAAAUAGGCUCUAAUAUACAAUGAUUAAAGUGUAUUGGAGAGUUAUCAUGCAUCAUUAUUGUUCCAUGUUUUGAAAGAUGACAAGACCAAUAUCAUCAAAAACCUGAGUGAUGUAGAUUACAAAGGAUUUCGAAAAUAUUGUUUGAAUUUGAUUUUAGAUACAGAUCUUCAGAAACAUUUUCCAUUACUUAACAAAUUCAAGAACUUUUUAGCCUUGGGAUCAGACAGUCAAUAAGAUGAAUAAAACAAGUUAUUAGUGUUGUCGAUAGCAAUAAAAUGUGCAGAUGUUGGACAUGGAGCCAAACAGUUGAAUUUGCAUAAAAUAUGGAGUAGAAGAAUAAUCGAAGAGUUCUUCUUAUAGGGAGAUUUAGAGUAAUAAGUGGGUAUAUCAGUGACACCAAUGUGCGAUAGAAGUUAGAGUGUAACAAAAUCUUAGGAAGGAUUCCUCAAGGCAAUAGUUUGGCCAUUAUUUGAUGCCUUCUCGGAAUACUUGAAGAAUGAUAACUUCAAAACAACAUGUUUAGAUUAAAUCAAUGUGAAUAUUGCCUAUUGGUAAUAACAAUAGUAAGAAGAAGAGUAGAAGAGUGAAGGAUAAAAAAAAUGUUCAUUCUUUAUCGAUACAAAUUAUAUUCAUCUACCUCAAUAAAAUACCAAUACAAUGAUAAAUUUGAAUUGGUGA